UAUCGAUAGUCAACUCUAAAACCAAACAAUUAUCUCUCUCAAUCUCUCGAAGUGCUGUAGAGAAUGGUACAAAUACUUUUAAAUGAUGAAUUAAACCGUUAAUGUUGUCUAGAUAUUGUUCAUCAAUGACGCUGACCCGAACUAACUGAUAGGUAACCAUUUAAAGUGACUAAAUAAACAAAGGCACAGCGCAAAAAUCAAAACUAUUGUUGGUACACAUUGUAUUAAUGAUGACAUUUCUACAAGGUAUUGCUUAGGUGUAUGGGCAAGUUUGGUGUGACUGGCAAAAUGGAAUUAAAAGAAGUGAAUUCGAAGGAGAAGGAGAAGAAAACGACUUUCGUGGACUUAUGGUGCAAUUUUAAAGAGAGUUGCACGUUGCAUGGCAUUGGUCAUGUUUCACUGACACACUGCUUCCGAGGGUUAAUCUGGUUUGUUGCUUUUGGAUUCUCCUUUGGAUAUCUCGUUUACCUCCUUCACGAAGAAUGGAUAAUAUUCAAACAAUAUCCAUUCAUGACAUCGGCCUCCGUAAAAAGGGUUUCUUCCAUCGAGUUCCCGGCCGUUACAUUUUGUAAUAUGAGUCCCCACAACAGAUCAAAGGUUGCUCCCGACCCCAGAGACAAUGACUAUCAUAUGGCUAUCUCCCGCCUGAGCUCAUUAGUUGGUGAAAUCAAUUGGACAGACCCUUAUUACCGUGACAACGGGUAUUUCAGACCAAGGACCAGAAGUGACAUUGUCUACGAAGCUUUGGACAAAUCGCAGGUCAUUAGGAGUGUUACAUUUGACAGGCUAGAUGUAACAGGUGAUGUAGAAGAGAAAGUUACCAAAUAUGGAAUGUGUUACACGUGGAACGCUGAUGGAUCAGUCACUACGACCUCUACUGGAAACUCCAUGAACUUCAUUGCCCUUUUGAACGUGAACAACGACCAGAACUAUCAAAGUAUAGACUGCAGCAACGGAUUUAAAGCAACUGUACAUGAUCCAAAUGAACAUCCAGCAAUAGAAGUAAAUGGAUUCCUCGUCCCACCAGGAAGAAUGGCACUGGCAACAAUUUCAAAGACAACUCAUUCCUAUCUUGGUACACCGUAUAAAGCCUUUGGUGAUGAGUACUGCUUGGACACAGCUGCCUCUGAUGAGUUCGUUAACCCUGUACAUCCUUCUCCGUACAGCAUCAAUGCAUGCCAAAAAAAGUGUGAAGCUGAUAUCAUAUACCAGCUCUGUGGUUGCGUCCAACUUGGGACCAUAGUAGGAAAUUACACCAUUUGUUCCCAUUACCAACACUACCAGUGCUAUUUUAACAGAAGUUUCCAACAAAACACGACGGUUCCAAGUAUAGCCAAAUCUUGUAAUUGUCCGCAGCCAUGUCAACAGACAACUUAUGACGUCAAAGUCUCCACUGCUCUGUACCCGUCAGAGGAAGCAGCCGCCUUUUUGGAUGGUAGAUUUGGUAGAUUUGGAUUCUCGAAACAAUAUGUCAAGGAAAACUUUAUAGAACUUCACAUCUAUUUUGAUUACCUCAAAGUUCAUGACGUGAAGCAAGUACCUGUGUACGCAUCCGAAAAAGACAUCUUGUCAAACAUUGGCGGUCAGAUGGGACUCCUUCUGGGAGCAAGCUUGUUGUCCCUACUGGAAAUCGCCGAGUUUUUAGUAAAUUGUGUGAUGUUUCUGAUUAAGAAAUGUUGGAGUAGAAUGGCCAAUAUGAAGAAAGUCUCGGACGAAAAGGAUUACAGCAAUACAACCCAAAACUGAUCCAUCUUUGAUAGGGAACAUAGUUAUAUAUACAGACAUUGUGUUCAUCUUUUUUAAUUCUUAGAUUGACUUUUAAGAGGGCUGAUGGUCCGACAUGGCAAUUUUUAUACUAUAUAAAUCUCCUUUAAAAAAGAGCUCUAUGUACAGGCUAGGAAAUCAUUUAAAUUUUUAAGUUAACAAAAAUGACAUUCUAUCUUUACUAAAAAUUAGUUUAUAGCUAAACAAAUCAUUUUUAAAAUAUGACGUGGAUCUGAUGGAAAUUUUGAUGGCCACCGAACCUCCUUAGGUGCAAAAAGAAAACUUCACAAGAACCCAAUGUAUUUAUACUGUUUUAUUCUUGGUAGAAUAUUUCUCCUAUUCUGUAAAGACACCCACCGCUUGGUGAAGUACCACAAGUACAUACAAAAUAUAACAGUAACAAUGCAAACACAAAUCAUAACAAAAAAAUCAAGUUCCUUAACAUUUACCAUACGAUGAUACUGGUGCCUUAUGAGUCACAAACCACGGUGUCAGCAUCAUGUCACACAACUUAUUACAUCAAACGGCAAUAAAUUUUGUCACCGCAAUUAAUAAUGAAAGUUUUACAUAGAACACUAAUCUUGUACAUGUUGCACAUAAGUUCAAAAAGCUAAAGCCCAAGCCUACCUUAAGUCAUGAUACAUAUUACAAAAGAAGUAGACAUUUUUUUGAGAAAGUUUACAUCAAUAUACUUCACAUGUUAUCAUAGAAAGCAUGGCUUGUCUAAAAUAAACACCAUGAGUGUAGCCACUGUUUAUGCAUUGAACUAUGCAGACUUUGCCAAAGCACUUAAUCAUAAUUAAAGCAAAUUCCAUAAUCAGUGCACUUAAAAACGUUGUUGAAAUUAACAAUUCACAUAUGGUCAUACCAAUGAAGCAAUCUCUGUUACUUAAAUUCAAAUCAGAAUAACAAACGUUAGUUACACUUUAUGUUCUUCAGUCAACAUGUUCUUGUAUGACAAGCAAAUACAUGUAAGUACCUUUUGCUUUCAUAAUUUUUAAAAUACAUAAAUUUCACUGCAUUUACACGAACUGCAUCAAUAUAAAGUACUUUGACCAAGAGUUCCUUGUAUUACAUGCUCAAACUUUAUCAUAAGGAAAUUGCAAAAAUUUAACCUGACAAAAAAAACUAUUUUCAUUCACAAAAUCAUGUCGAGAAUUCCAUAUCAGGAAAAUUACUACUGGUAGGUGUCAAAAUUUCAAAAGAAAAUGCAUACUUUUCAUAAAUUCUAUGUCAAAAGAAUUACUUUAUCUGACUAAAGUUCUAAGCAAAGAGGCCCCCGUUUCAUCUUAAAAUGACAGACGCUGACACAAGCCAUACAUGCUCUUGAUACACUACAAGUAAAACACUGAACACACAUCAGAAAGAUAUAAUAAAUAUUCUCAAAGUUACUUUACAUAUCAAUCUGACUGUGUAAUGACACUUUUCAUGUAUCACUUUAUAAUAAUAAUCUUAAUCCUUGACACCUGUUAACGAACAUUUUACCUUAUUCAACGUGACGUUUUCUCAUUCCAUCGUAAAACAAUGGCCUAUGAAAUGGUCCACAUCCAAAUUUGCACACACAAGAAGACUUGAUUUCUGCCAACAUGAUUCUAUUACAAUACAUACAUGUAUAUACAAAUCUUGGACACAGAAUGGCAAGCUAUAGGAGGGUACGGAAAGCCAAAACAUUGCACAAGGGAAAAAACCUGGAAUCUGCUCUUUUUUCUUAUAGCUACAAUAAAUAAAAUUGUCAAAAAAUCUCAACCUGAGAAAAAUCAUGUUUUCAAGUAAAAAACAUAAAUAUUACACAAUAAAAAUAAAUGUAAUAUUGAUAAAUUUGGGAAUGAAUGCUGAAAAUACACAAGAAUUAUUGAAUAAAUAUAUUAGUCGUUGAUAUAAGUGACUGGAGAGCAGUUGAACUAAGUGUGUACAUACGUAUUUGAUAUUAAAUUAUGCUAUAUGGUGCACUUGGUCAUAAGUCCAAUAAAUAGUUUACAGAAUUGAAUUGCUUAACAAUUCAUAAUAUCAACAACUUUAUUAUAUACAAGUAUAUAUUCUAUACAAAAUUGUUGUAAGAAAAAAAUGAACUAGUUUUCUUUCACUUGAUAAGAACUGGUUAUUCAACAUGUAAGGUUCUGAACAAGAUUCAUGACAGAAAGAAGAGAACCUGGUAAAUGUCAGAAUUUUGUGUUCUGUAAGGGAAACAAAAAGCAAAAAACACUGCGUAAAAACUUUCACUAUACUGGGUCUGUCUAAUAAAAGCUAUUUCUUUACCCAAAUCCUGGCAAAAAAAAAAUUAAAAAACACCAACAAAAUCUUACAACACUGACUGCAUAGAUUACUCAUACAUG
Molecule: messenger RNA, 4097 nt
Organism: Magallana angulata
Lineage: Eukaryota; Metazoa; Mollusca; Bivalvia; Ostreida; Ostreidae
Product: acid-sensing ion channel 3-like
Exons: 8
Coding region: 262-1746 (494 amino acids)
Biological process (GO): sodium ion transmembrane transport
Cellular component (GO): membrane
Molecular function (GO): ligand-gated sodium channel activity
Source: RefSeq, a predicted model, not a curated record